AUGUCCAAACUUGACCUCCUCCACCUCCGUAUCGGUCCUUAUCGUAUCCAAGACGUCACCGCCAUUUUCCUCCUCGCGGCCCUCGGCGCCUCUCUCGUCGUCCGCUUCCUUCAAAGGAAAUCGCAAGCAUCUACUCGACCAUCGACGCCGGAUCUUGAGCAGAAAUCGCCCGAGAGGAAACCAGGAGGUUAUCUACCUCCCUCUACUACUAGAUAUACCAUCAAGCUAACCUUGUCAUAUAAUCCAGAAUGGAUCCCCUCCGACUUCAAACGCCCUCCUGCAUCGCCGUAUCCAGACUGGGACGUGCACACCACCAAGCCCAUCCCAUACCGGCCGUUUCGAUACGGGCCGUGA
Messenger RNA from Aspergillus melleus, 354 nucleotides. RefSeq lists its product as uncharacterized. Lineage: Eukaryota; Fungi; Ascomycota; Eurotiomycetes; Eurotiales; Aspergillaceae. The transcript has a single exon. The coding region runs from base 1 to 354 and encodes 117 amino acids. The record is from RefSeq and is a predicted model, not a curated record.